Naegleria fowleri is the source of this 6807-nucleotide messenger RNA. RefSeq lists its product as uncharacterized. Gene Ontology annotation, biological process: small GTPase-mediated signal transduction. Lineage: Eukaryota; Heterolobosea; Eutetramitea; Acrasida; Naegleriidae. Bases 1 to 6807 code for a protein of 2268 amino acids. Gene Ontology annotation, cellular component: plasma membrane; cytoplasm. Gene Ontology annotation, molecular function: small GTPase binding; guanyl-nucleotide exchange factor activity. The record is from RefSeq and is a predicted model, not a curated record. The transcript has 2 exons.
AUGUCCAAGUGGAUUCCUGUGAACAAGUAUGGAAUUGUCGUUGAACCAUUCAUCAGACAACAUCCUCUUCAUCUCGAUCUCAAUGUUGGCGAUUUGGUGUACAUUCGAUCAGAAAAAGAUGGAUGGGCCAAAGGAAGUGUCUUUCGAAAUCGUUACAUUGCCAAAUUAUUGGCAUCACUGAAUAUGCAAAAUUCUUCACAAGCACAACAAAUGUCCUCUUCCAACAAUACCUCUUCUGCCAUCUCUUCAACCUCUACGGCACAAUCCAACAACAGCAACAACACCAAUGCAUCGUCCAACACAUCUUCAGCAGCAGGUUUGACCGCCACGAGUGCAUCCUCGUCGGCCUCCACAUCUAAUCUCUCGAGUUCUAAUCUCUCGAACCCCAACAAUGCAGGAGGAGGAGGAGGAUCUGGAGGAGGAAUGAACGCUCUCCAACUCGGUUCUGCUGCUGCUGCAUCUUUGAACAAUAACAACAACCCCAAUUCGGGAAUGGAUUCUUUGAAUUCACUCACGACAGGUGUUCCAAGUGGAGGACUCUCAAUGGACGACAUGCAAACAGGUGGAGCCAAUUUAUUGACCGACAUUAAGACUGCUCUCGAUUUCAAUGUGAGUGGAAUCUCCAUCUUUCCCAUUCCCAAAGGCUUCUUCCCAUUGAGUGCCAUCAAACGCAUCGAAGAAAAGAAAGCCUUAAAAUUGGGUGAGAAAAAUGCGACCACUUCAUCGGAUAAAGUCUCCUCCAUGAUGAUCGGAAGAGAGAAUAAAUCGGGUACAGACUCGAUUGCUCCAUUGUCUGCUCUCGGAGGUGUUUUGAGAUCCAACCCCAAGAUGAACUUUUCUGAAGAGGUGGACGGUAAUGAAUUUGCAGAGAGCAAGUAUGGCUUCUUCGAUGAAAAGGACUUUGAAAUUGAACAUUGUUUUAAUAUCUUUUUGGUAACUGAAGAAUGGCUCUCUUUCUUUGAUGGAUCUAAAGAGAGAAUGGAUAUUGUAGAUCGUGAUCAAUUUGAAAGAAUUUAUGAUAUUCUCUCAAAAUUAUUCUUUGAUUUGCAAGAAUAUAAAAAGGCUUUUGAUCUCAGAAAGAGAUUGAAAGAAGCCCUAGUAUCUCCAAAUGAUGGGUUGAUCAAAACUGAAAACAAAUUGCUCAAGCUUCAAAACAAUGUAAUUAAGCUUGUUGAAGAGGGUUGUAAUGCUCUCUUGUAUGAUAUCAUUGUGAGAAAGAAGGGUAAAGUUUUGGAUGAAAUCUUGCAAACCGAUGCCAAUGUCGACAAGAAUGCAUUGUCAUUGGGAGAAAAUGGAGAAAAUGCAUUUGCUCUUCCACCUCCAUCGCAAACAGUCGCCGAUAUUGUGAACUAUAUGAUUCAAAACGAAAUUUCCUCGACCGCUCUCUCUUCUUCAUCAACAGUAACUACCAUUGUUAAACUCUAUAGAUCCUAUGUCCAAACAUUGGAACGUGAAAUUGAUGCAAUGAAAGAGCGAAGACAAAAGAGAUUAAAAAAUCAUAACAAGAGAGAAGCAGGUGGUAGAGGUGGUGCUCUUGGAAGAUUGGGUUUACCUUUCCAUUUACCUGAUUUUGAUACUGAACCAGCGCAUGCUCUUGGAAGUGAUGAUACCAAACAAUUCUAUCACUUACCAGAAGGUAACACUCAAUUAUUACUCGCUCUUGAUUUUUGUCAAAUUGACACGGAGUAUGCAAUUGAAAUGGAUCUUUCAUUGUAUAGUAAGAAAUCAGAGCAAUUUGUGAGUGAACCAUUCAUGGUUCCUUUAUUGACUCCAUCAGAGAGAAAACUUGGUAAAAUUCCUGCAGAGACCAAAGAAGGUUUCUCUGAGAGAAGAUGUAUCAUCAAAGAUAUUACCAGCAAUGACAUUAAGGAGGAUUUGUACAUUGUCGCUAAGUUUUAUAGAGUUGGACCUGUACUUUUAGAAGAAAAAGCUAAAAAGAAAGAUAAGGACACACCAAACACCGAUACUGUCGAUGUCAAGAGACCCAUUUGGGUCGGUAUUGCGGAUGUGAAUCCAACAGUGAUUAACAACAUUGUGAGUGGUGAGACUGCUCUCUUUGAGAAUCUUUCUGUGUAUCAAACAGCAAAGGAAGAAAACUUUUAUGCGCUCCAUCAGACGCUCAUCAAACUUGCCAACGAGCAUGCAGGUCAAAUUCCCAAUGAACUUCCAAGAGAUAUUUCCAAAGUUUCAGAUUCACUCAUUCGAUUCGGACUCUCUCUCAAUAUGCUCAUUGGUGAAUACGAAGAAGUGGUCUUCUCAAAGGAUAACCUUCGAUCCAAACCAGUCGUUCAAAUGCUCAAAUUCCCUAGUGCAGUCUCUCCUGGUGAUCGUCGUAAUGAUAUUUACAUUACUCUUGAAGGAUUGGUGGCCAAUGCCAAAGAAUACAAGAAUGUCUUGGUAGAGGUUGAGUUGUAUCAGGCAACCAUUUCAACCGCUAAAAAUCCACCUUCAAUUCCUGCUGAAGUGAAACCCAUGAUUCCACUCAACAAUAACCUUGCUCAGGACUACAAUAGUGGUAAUUUACCCUCUUCAGUUCCAAAUCACAAGAGAAAGGUAUUCAGCUCAAUUGUAUUGUAUCACAUCAAGAAUCCUAAAUGGAAAGACUCAUUUAGAAUGAGUGUUGAACCUGAUCUCAUUGAUCGAUCCAUUGUUGUGUUCAAGAUUUAUAAUUGCAGAUCGAGACACUCGACUAAAGAAUUGAUUGGAUUUGCUUAUUGGAAGAUGACCAAUUCAACAGGAUUGUUGGAUGUCACAUGUAAGAGUGAACAAGACGCGAAUAGUGGAGCAAACUUUAAUGACAACAACAAACAGCCUGUAGUCGAAGUGAAUAUUUAUAAGGUCACCAAGAAAUUCAAAGGAGGAGAUUUUUCAGGUAUUUUUGAUUUUCAUAAGAAUCCUGAAGAACGAGAAACUCAUAGAACGAAGGGACAAAAACUUGUUGUUUCGUUCAAUGUUGUGAGUACAAGAAUUACUCAAAAUCCCGACAUGAAGAAUUUGUUAGACUGGAAGACCCAAACAAGUGUUUCUGAUGUUGUCAAUCAAUUCACCUUCAACAUGGGAGAUGUGAUGGGUAUUGCCAUUUUCAUUAGAGAAAUCUUUGGUGCGCUUUUUGAUAUUUUGAGCGCGAGUGAAGACAAGGCUAAUGUUCCUGAGAAGAUUUUCGAAGUGACUUACAAGGCCAUUAACAACAUUUUGUCUCAAAAACAAUUUUGGCCUUUCUUGCGUGUGAUUGAUGAGUACAUUACCAACUACUUCCAAUCUGUCAAUGCUUACAAAUGGCUCUUGAAAUUCCUCAUUUCAGAUCUCUGUAAAAUUCAAUCGAGAAAGGAAGAUGAAAUUCUCAGAGAAGAUCCCUAUGAUAAGUUGAUGCCAUUCGAAUUGGAACAAGAAAAUGGUACCAUGAAUUCUGAAAAUGGUUCUUCCACUCCAACAAGUACACCCAACUCUACUACAAACGCCAUUUCUUCGAGAAUUCUUGAAGAGACUCAAGUUCCUGCGGCUUCUCUUGCUAAAAUUGUUCCUGUUCUCUCUCAAUCUAUUAAGUGUAUUGACUAUUGGGCCAAGUUUAUUGUUAAAUCUCGAGAGAAUUAUAUUGAAAGAUAUGGACAAACUGAAAAGGAUGAAAAAGAUUUUGAAAGACAAGUUUCCAUUCUCAUGAAAUUGAUUACAGUUUUAUUACAGCACCCACAAAAUGCAAUGCUUGGUGUGAAGGCCAACUUUUUGAAAUUUUUCAGUUCCUCAUUCUUUGAUGAAGUGAAUCGAGUAUUUAAGGAUGAUAAAAAGAUGGGUCGUGCAGUGGUUGAUUUCAUUCUCGCCAUGAAUAAUUGUUCAGCAGCAGUUGACUCUACAGGUAAAACAGAUACAAAGAAAUCAAAAGAACAAAAGACCUAUUCGAAUCGAAUGUUGGCUCUGAGUUGUGUGUUAAAGUCCACAGUGUUCAAUCGUGAUGGUUGCCGUAAAGUGGUACUUCCCUAUGUGAUUGAUGUCAUUCGUGAUGGUAUUCUCGAAACAAAUGGAGGCGAUCUUGAAUCUGGAAUUUUACUUCUCAAUGAACUGUUACACGCCACUCAAAAGUUAAUGCUUGAAGCCAAUCGAAAACAAUUAUUGAUAUUCAAUCAAGAACACAAUUUGAGUGCUUCAACACCAACCUCAUUCAUCAAGAGUAUGACUGAAAAUUAUAACUCUCCAAAUUAUUCCUUCCAAAAGAAGAGAAAGACCAUUUCCGCAUCAUGGAUGAAGGCUAAUGUUCCACAAGAAGGAGAAAACUUUACAGAUGGACUCGUAAAGACCAUUUAUGAAAUUUAUCAACUCUUCCAAACGAUCAAAGAUAGAUACGAAUUGCUCACCUCUGAAUCACAAGUAUUGAAGAAGGAAAUUGAUGACAAGACUAGACUCUUAUUAGAAUCUCAAAAUGAAUCGGAUCAAUCCAAACAAGCAGCUCGAAGAGGAGGAGGUGGUGUUACACGAACCAAUGUGAACCAGGGAGCUCUACAGAAAGAAAUUGAUGACAAACAAAAAUCUCUCGAUACCAUUGAAAACAAUAGAAGAGAUUUAAUGUGUUCCAUUAUCAGUUUUGUGAAAAUGUACAGUGGAAGCUCUGUCUUGUUACUUUCACAUUUAAUCCAAGAUGAACAUGUUGCUACUGGUUUAUCUCAACAAACGGUGAAGAAUAUUUUAUAUCUUCAUGAAUUGAUUACUGGUAAGAACAACAACAUUCCUCGUGAGUGGAUUGGUUUCCGUCUCUUCAUGUACAAUACUCUCUUUAGAUCUCUUGUUUCCACUUGUAAUGUUUUGUUGUAUCAUUUCACGAGCUACAAGAAUAGUUUGACGAAUAUUGUGAAUAAUAUUAAUGACGAUGGAGAAACUGCCGAGAGUGUUCCAUCCGAGUUUAAGGAAUUGUGGGACCUUCUUUUCAAACAUUGUUUCAGCUUCAUUAAUUGGAUGGAAGUUGAAAAGAUGAGAACCUAUGAGAGAAUCAAAAUACAAUCUCGUCAUGAAGAUUAUCGUUUCCUUCUCCUUCAUCACUUGUAUGAAAAGGUCUACAAACACGAGAACAUGAAGAAGGAUAUCAAAUUAAUCUUUGUACCCAAACUUGUUCACCAAAUUAUGAGUCUCUUCAAUAUUGAUAAUCGAUUGUUGCAUGAUCCAGCCAUCAAACUCUACUAUGCUCUUCUCGAAACUGAAUUUGAGAAUCACAAACGAUUGGCACAAUGCGAAGCUGUGACUCAGAGUCGAGUUGUUCGUUCCAAGAUUGGAAGUCUUUUCAAAGAAAAUUUCACAGACAAGUUAAAGACCAUGUUCCAAGAAAAUCUUUCCUCUUCCAAUGCUCAAAAAGAAGAACUUGGAAAGGAAGGAAUGUUAUUAUUGAAUCGUUUAGAGACUUUGAUUUCUCAAGUCGAACAAAUUCAAACCUAUGAAGAUAAGGAUGAACAUAAAUUCUGUGAAGCUUGUAUUGAUGUCAUGAGAUCAUUCAAAGUCAAUCACAAUUAUGAUCUCUAUUAUCAAUAUGUGGACAAAUUGAGCGCUGUUCAUGAAAGAAAUGGUAACUUUAUUGAAGCAGCACUUGUCCUGUAUAAACAUGCCAAACGACUUCAAUGGAAUGAUGAACGUAAAUUGCCCUAUCAUUCCGAUGAAUAUCCAGAACAAUCUGAGGCUGAACGUAAAAUUAAACUCUAUGAAAAGAUGAUUGAUUUAUUGGAUAAGGGUAAAGAUUGGGAGAGAGCUAUCGAACUUUCACGACAACUUCGAAAUUAUUACUUGCAUAAUUACAAGUAUGCCAAGACUCAGAAUUUAUUGAAACGUGAAGGUGAAUUUUAUAAUCUCAUCAUGACCAAGAGACGUUUCUUUGCCUCUUAUUAUUAUGUGAAUUUUAUGGGUAAAGGAUUCCUUAAAAUGGGUUUACAAGGUCCAUACAUUUACAAGAGUGUGGAGGGUGAAAACUUUAUGGACUUUUUGAAUGGCCUCAAAGACAAGUAUCAAGCUCAACUCUUCCAAAAGGUACCAGCUGAUCCUGAACAAUAUAGAAAUCAAGAAGGAAGAUAUUUUGUUGCUUUCCACGUCGAUCAAAGCUCUGAAACUGAAUGGGAAAAUAUUUUCAUGCAUCGAGAUAAGAGAAUUUCACCCAAGAUUUUAUGUUAUCGAAAACUUCACAAUGUCAAUUAUUUCAAAUCUGAAUCAAGAUAUAGAGAAUCCAAAGAAAAGACAAACAAUGAAUAUAAGGACAUGCACAGAGAAAUUACUUUUUAUAUUACACCUAAAAAGUUCCCAACCAUUUGUAGACGUCAGAGAGUUCUUGUUGGAGAUGCCUUAAAGAUUUAUGAAGAAAAAUUAUUGAAGGGUGAAAAGUUGAAAUAUAAGGAUUAUUCUUCAUGCAUUGAUCUCAACAAAAUAUCCUAUAUUGCCAAUGACAAAUUAUUGCAUUUGUGUCCUCUUGAAAAUGCUAUCAAAGAUAUUGAAGAUAAGGUCAAUGAAUUGGAAGAACUUGUCAUUAAUCACCAUCUUGAUCAACAACCAGAUACAAAUGCUCUUUCCAUGUCUCUGAAUGGUACUAUCGAUGCUGCUGUGAAUGGUGGUCAAGACAAGUAUAUUUCUGCAUUCUUUACGGAACAAUAUGUGAAUACUCAUCCUGAACAUGAUCACUUGUUGAAACGAUUUAAAGUUGCUCUUCAAAAUCAAAUAUUUAUUUUGGAGGAAGGUUUGAGACAACGAAGACUUUUUGUUGAAGGAAAGGCACUUGCUUUGAACGAUUAUUUAGAAACUCGUUUGCAAGAGAUGAAAAAGAAACUUGAAGAAUUGCUUUUCAAGUAA